Molecule: messenger RNA, 1312 nt
Organism: Taeniopygia guttata (zebra finch)
Lineage: Eukaryota; Metazoa; Chordata; Aves; Passeriformes; Estrildidae
Source: RefSeq, a predicted model, not a curated record
GCCCGGCACUGCCAGGCCUGGCCCAGCUCUGCCAGCUCCAGAAGCCGUGCAGGAGGGCAGAUGGACACAAGCCACAAGGCAAAGGUACAGCCCAGGAUUUGGUCCUGUCCAGUGAUCACUUGCUUCCUUAAAACAACCUCAAGUUCUGUCCUUGAGCUGUUGGAAAACUUCUGGGGACGGAGACAAGGUUCCUGCUCCGCCCGGCCAUGCUGCGGCCCGCGGUGGUGAUCGACAGCGGCAGCCGCUUCACCCGGGGGGGCUUUGCGGGGCAGCGGCGGCCCCAGUGCGUGCUGAGGACAGUGCUGGGACAGUCCUGCAGCUCAGGGACCCCCUGGGACAGCGGGCAGCACGGCCCUGCCCUGCACGGCCUCAAUGGGGACUGGGACGCCAUGAGAACCCUGUGGGGCCACCUCUUGUGCUGCUGCCUGAAAGUGUCCCCAGAGGAGCACCCGGUGCUGCUGGCCGAGUCCCCGUCCUGCCCCGCUGCCAGCAGGGUGAAAGCGGCCGAGGUGCUGUUCGAGGGCUUCGGGGUGCCCGCGCUGCACGUGGCCAACACCGGGUUGCUGUCGCUCUGUGCCCACGGCAGGGUCACCGGGCUGGCCGUGGAGGCCGGGGCGGCCGUGUGCCAUGUCACCCCGGUCUGUGGGGGCCAGACCCUGCGGCAGGGCACCCGCUGCCUGGGGGUGGCCGGGGACCACCUGUGCGGGCACCUGCGGCAGCUGCUGCUGCACAGCCCCGCCGAGCCCGCGGCGCUGCAGGCCCUGAGCGAGCAGGCGCUGAGCCGGCUGAAGGAGCAAUGCUGCUACGUGUCCUUGGACUACGAGGCAGAGCUCCGGGACGAGGGCUCCCAUCACCCAGCCAUGUUCCAGACCCCCGACGGGCGCUGGAUCACCCUGGGCAAGGAGCGCUUCUGCUGCCCGGAGCCGCUGUUCCGGCCGGAGCUGCUGCGGCACAGCUGCCCCGGGCUGCAGCAGCUGGCAGGGCAGAGCCUGCAGACGGUGCCCAGGCACGCCAGGAGGCAGGUGCUGGGCAACAUCGUGCUCUCGGGUGGCUCCUCCAUGUUCCCUGGUUUUCCUGAGAGGAUGUGCCUGGAGCUGAACCUCCUUUUGCAAGGAGCGGGUGUCCACAUCGAGGUGCUGGCGAACCCCGGGAGGGGCACGGCAGCCUGGGCUGGGGGCUCCAUGGCAGCCUCGCUCACCUCCUUCCAGCACACCUGGAUGACAAAGGGUGACUACCAGGAGCACGGGGCCGAGUACGUGCAAGUGAAAUUCCAGUAGAGAGGUGGCAGCCAUGCCAUCGUGUCACUGCAGGA